Messenger RNA from Periophthalmus magnuspinnatus, 1158 nucleotides. Its product is annotated as membrane progestin receptor beta-like. Gene Ontology annotation, cellular component: plasma membrane. Gene Ontology annotation, biological process: response to steroid hormone. The record is from RefSeq and is a predicted model, not a curated record. The transcript has 6 exons. NCBI's taxonomy places the organism in Eukaryota, Metazoa, Chordata, Actinopteri, Gobiiformes, Gobiidae. Gene Ontology annotation, molecular function: nuclear steroid receptor activity; steroid binding. Bases 94 to 1158 code for a protein of 354 amino acids.
UGACACACAUGGAUACAGAUACCUGCUGCUGCCCGAUGGUGAGAGAAGAAAGCAAGACCUUCUGAAGACGUCCUUAUAAAAGUGGACCACAGAAUGUCUUCCCUGUCCUUGUCUCUUCCUUCGCUGCACACCCCCAUGGUGGCUGUCCUUCACAAGGUCCUCCCCUCACUACCCCUUACAGGACGAGACGUGGAUGUUCCCCUUGUGUACAGAGAACCCUUCGUGCUGUCAGGGUACCGGCCUGUGGGUCUGCCCUGGAGAUGCUAUGUCCUCAGCCUGUUUCAGUUGCACAAGGACACGGUGAAGGUUUGGUGCCCUCUACUGGCUGCAGUGACUGUGGCAACGCUGUUCAUGUUCUUCAUGGUUCUCCAAGGAGGGGGCUUGCUGGGGGUGCGGCUGCAGACUCCUGAGGGCAUGGGUAUGUCCUUAGACCCCAGCUCUCUGCCUCUGCUGCUAUAUGUCCUGUCUGUGAUCUUCUUCCUCAGCUGCAGUUCGGCCUCUCUCCUUCUCCAUCCCUGCUCUAGUUCUGUGCGCUCUUCCCUGAUAAUCCUGGACUCUGUAGGGCGGGGAGUGCAUCAGGCUGGGCGUGCUCUGGCCCUGAGUUUGUACGCCUCUGAUGCUGCCUGGACAGAGAGCGUUGUGGGUCAGCUCUACCUUCCCGCUGCUGCUGUCCUGGCCUUUUUAUCUUGCACCAUCGGCUGCUGUGUGGAGCUCUACCCACACCGUCCCAACCUCAUCCACCUCAGGCUGCUGCAGGGAGGGCCUGUGCUUCUGGCCUUCCUCCUGGACAUCAGCCCUGUGGCCCGGCGCCUCUAUGCCUGCCCUUGGAACAGCCACACUGCUGUACUUCUGCAUGGCCUACAGAUGGUGCUGUUUCUGCUUUCUACCUUGUUCUUCUCCUGUCCUGUGCCUGAGUGCCUGUCCCCGGGUGCUUUUGACAUCCUGGGUCACAGUCGUCAGCUCUUCCAGGUGCUGCAGACUCUGUCCACUGUGUGCCAGCUGGAGGCGCUGUUGCAGGACUUCUCAUGGCGGCGGGCAGGCCUGGUCAGGAGGGUUGGAGAGGAGAACUUGUUAUGGUCCUGCGGUGGAUUCACUGUGGUCACUCUGAGCUGCACCCUCACUGCCCUGGCUCUGAGGCGUUGCAGUGUGUCCAGAUAA